AUGGAAAUGCCGGCGGCGACGCAGGGGCGGCGGACGAGCACCGUGGUGGACCGGAAGCUCGACGAGCUCUGCGCCUGCCUCGUUGACGCGCUGUCGUCCGGACAGCAGACCCCCCACACCGACGAGCAGCUCCGCGCGAAAAUCAAAUCGAAGACCGAGUUCCUCCGGUUGCUCCUGUACGCCGAGGCGGAGUGCCACGGCGGGCCGCGCCCGGAGCACCUGGCCGAGGCCGAGGCGCGCUUCGCUGUCCUCGCGGCCACGUUCGAUGGGUGGGCGCGGCGCGCAGUCGUCGCUGCACCUGAACCAGUUGAGGAGGAGGAGGCUGACAGCUUGGUGUCCUCGCGGUCCGCGUGCUUCUGCACCGACUCGUGCCAGGAGGAGGCGACCGAGGGGGACGCCAUUCGCGACGCCAUGGAAGCACGUAACGAGGAGGGGACGUUGGAUGCCGUUGCUAAGAAGGGCGACAUCGAUCACGAGGCCGCGGUGGAGACGGGAAGCAGGGUUGUACAGCGGCGCUGGUGGAGGCAUAAUGCUGCUGCCUGCAGGUGCAGUGCAGCCGGCUUGGUCGUGGUGGUUGCGGUCGGGUUGGCUUUGGAAUUGGCUGCUGUGGCUCACCACAAUGUUAACAUUUGCGUUGGUCCGAAGUAG
Molecule: messenger RNA, 648 nt
Organism: Zea mays
Lineage: Eukaryota; Viridiplantae; Streptophyta; Magnoliopsida; Poales; Poaceae
Exons: 1
Coding region: 1-648 (215 amino acids)
Source: RefSeq, a predicted model, not a curated record